Gossypium raimondii (Peruvian cotton) is the source of this 2571-nucleotide messenger RNA. RefSeq lists its product as uncharacterized. Bases 1 to 2571 code for a protein of 856 amino acids. NCBI's taxonomy places the organism in Eukaryota, Viridiplantae, Streptophyta, Magnoliopsida, Malvales, Malvaceae. The record is from RefSeq and is a predicted model, not a curated record. The transcript is spliced from 4 exons.
AUGUUAGGCAGUGCCACUAAAAGCUUUUCAGACAUAGUGAUGUCUGCAGAAAUGAUAGAGAAUGCCAUAAGAUGCGGCAAGAUAGAAGCGGGAGAAAGUACUAAAAGGUCAGCACCAAGAAAAAAAGAGCAUGAGAUAAACAAUACAAGCAUAUUUAACAAGGACCAUUCUAACACAAUCACGGUGGGACAAGCCAGGGCAGUAACCGCUAAUUGGCAAGGUUCUUUGAAACAGGAAUCUAAUCCAAGGCCAAAUGUAGAGAGACUUCAAUUCACACCCAUCCCAGUGACGUAUAGGGAAUUGUACCAGAACUUAUUCGAUGCACAUGUGAUUGGUGACUCAUCAAGACCGAAUGUAGCAGAGAAUCCGUUGCCCAACCAUGAUAAUAAAGGGGUGAAUGCGAUAACUGAGUAUGGAGGAAGAAGAGUUAAAGCCAACAUAGCAGAGAUAAAGACCCCCCUUGAAUGGGUUUGGAAACAAAUGAUGAAAAGAGGUCUCAUCAAGCAAGGUUCAAUAGAAAGGCCUGAAGGAGCAAGGAAAUUUUGUGAGUUCCAUGCAGAAAAAAGCCAUGACAUCCAAGAAUGCACCGAGUUCAGAACCAUGGUGCAAAACUUAAUGGAUAACAAAGAGUUGGAGUUUUAUGAAGAGAUUAAGGGACUAGAAGAAGGAGAGGUUUAUGCUGCAGAAGAAGGAUCUACGGGGAAAGCCCAAAAGGCUAAUCACCCGGUAGUGAUUAUUGCAAAACCAAUGAGCAGAGAAUCGGGAAUACAAAUAGCACCAAAGGUCAUAAUCCAAAAACCUGUAUCCUUUCCCUACAAGGAUAGCAAAAAGGUUCCUUGGAAUUACGACUGCAAUGUAACAAUCCCAGGAGAAGAGAGCUUGGCAAACGCAAUAGUGGAAUCUGGAAAAGGAAAAGCCUUAGCGGUUGAAUUGGGAAAAGCAAAAGUAGACAAAAUUGAAACGCGUGUCAAUCAGCCGGUAACUGAAAAUGAGGCUAAUGAAUUUCUAAAAUUCUUAAAACAUAGCGAGUACAGCGUGGUAGAACAAUUACAUAAGCAACCGGCUCGUAUCUCGAUGCUUGAAUUGCUCCUAAGUUCAGAGAUAUAUCGUAAUGUGCUGAUUAAGGUGCUAAAUGAAACUUACGUCGCUGAUGAUAUCUCAGUGAAUAAGUUGGACCGUUUGGUUAAUAAUAUCAGUGCCGAAAAUUUCAUUUUCUUUAAUGAUGAUGAAAUACCGCCCGGGGGAAGAGGAGCCACCAAAGCCUUACAUAUCACUGCUCGCUGCGGGGAGUAUACGUUAGCGGGAGUGCUAAUUGAUAAUGGAUCAGCCUUGAAUGUUUUACCCCUAUCUACCUUAAAUAGGUUACCGGUGGAUAGUUCCCACAUGAAAUCAUGCCAGAAUAUAGUGAGAGCAUUUGAUGGUACCGAAAGGAAGGUGAUGGGAAGAAUAGAAAUACCCCUCUUGAUUGGGCCGAAUACAUACGAAGUGGAUUUCUUAGUGAUGGACAUCAAGCCUUUGUAUAAUUGCUUAUUGGGGAGACCAUGGAUUCAUUCAGCAGGGGCGAUGCCUUCAUCAUUGCACCAGAAGUUGAAAUUAGUGACAGAAGGCCGGUUAAUUACGAUCGACGCUGAGGAAGACAUCAUUGCAUCGGUAACCAGUGACGCACCAUAUUUGGGAACAGAUGAUGAGGCGAUCGAAUGUUCCUUUCGAUCCUUAGAAUUCAUAAAUGCGACUUCUGUUAUUGAGGGAAAGAGAAUCCCAAUGCCCAGUAUGUCUAGAGCCACGAAGAUGGGAUUACAAAUGACAAUUGGGAAAGGAGCUGUGCCUGGAAGAGGACUGGGAAGAUGCCUUCAAGGAAGAAUAGAGGCACCAGUGGUGAAGGACAAACAGGACCACUUUGGUUUAGGAUUUAAACCAAAUGCUAAGCAAAGAAGGAAAGAGUUAGAAAAAAGACAAGAGAGGAGGAAGGCGCGUUUGAACGGAGAAGAAGUUGAUUGGGAACCUAUGGCUUUCCCCUACAUAUCUAGGACCUUCGUAUCGGGAGGAACUAUGUAUUCUGGACUGAGGACUCCGAGAAGGAAGACCACAGAGGAAAUGUUAGGAAACCUGAACAUCAAUGCCAUAUUUGAAGAGGAAUCUGAAGAAGGAAGUACCUCAGGCAUCUAUCUCUUUGAACCUGGGAGUGUUUUAAACAAUUGGACUGCAGAAGAAAUGCCUGAAGUUUUUAGAGUUUUCCAGAAGACGAUAGAGACGGUGAUCCUGGAAGAGGGAAAGGUGGUGAAGAUUGGCACAUGCAUAGCUGAAGAAGUAAAACAAGACCACAUUGGAUUGCUUCGAGAGUUCAAAGAUGUCUUCGCAUGGUCGUAUCAGGAUAUGCCUGGCUUAAAUACGGAUAUUGUAGUUUACCAUCUUCCUAUAAAGGAAGAUUGCAAGCCGGUUCAGCAAAAACUACGAAGAAUGAGACCUGAUGUUGUAUUGAAAAUAAAGGAGGAGGUGCAAAAGCAAUUCGAUCUUUGGAUUCCCGCAAGUGGUCAAAUAUUCGAGUGGGUAGCCAAUAUUGUACAUCCCUAA